This is a messenger RNA of Seriola dumerili (greater amberjack), 2288 nucleotides long. RefSeq names its product neuronal acetylcholine receptor subunit non-alpha-3-like. Gene Ontology annotation, biological process: signal transduction; monoatomic ion transmembrane transport; nervous system process. Gene Ontology annotation, molecular function: acetylcholine-gated monoatomic cation-selective channel activity; transmembrane signaling receptor activity. The record is from RefSeq and is a predicted model, not a curated record. NCBI's taxonomy places the organism in Eukaryota, Metazoa, Chordata, Actinopteri, Carangiformes, Carangidae. Gene Ontology annotation, cellular component: postsynaptic membrane; neuron projection; synapse. Bases 193 to 1638 code for a protein of 481 amino acids. The transcript has 6 exons.
ACACCGGGUCCCUGCCCUCCGUUCAGCGGUAGCAGAGGGCUUGUUUUCCCGCACGCUGUUGAGUACUACUAAUGGAAACCUCGGCGUUUCUGCCAUUUCGUGUGUGUGUGCAGCAGUCCUCCCCAGCUGAACAGCCGAGAGUAAACCAGGACGCUGCUGGAGCGCUCAGCCGCGGAUCCGGACACCAUCAUCAUGAAGUUUGCGGUCCUCCUCCUCCUGUGGAUGUCCUGCCCGCUGUCCCUCGCCAACAUCGCCGCUCCAAAUGAGUUUGUAUCUUUGGCAGAGAUGGAGGAUGCCCUGCUGAAGAACCUUUUCCAAGGCUACCAGCGCUGGGUCAGACCAAUCCAGCGUGCCAACGACACUGUUAAAGUACGCUUUGGACUCAAGAUCUCCCAGCUGGUUGAUGUGGAUGAGAAAAACCAGCUCAUGACAACUAAUGUUUGGCUUUGUCAGGAGUGGAUCGAUUACAAACUCAGAUGGAAUCCAGAGAAAUAUGGAGGAAUCACCUCCAUCAGAGUUCCUUCUGAAAAUAUCUGGCUCCCAGACAUCGUCCUCUAUGAGAAUGCUGAUGGGCGGUUUGAGGGGUCCCUGAUGACCAAAGCCAUUGUCAAGUUCAACGGUACCAUCACCUGGACACCACCUGCAAGUUACAAGUCCGCCUGCACCAUGGACGUCACCUUCUUCCCUUUUGACCGCCAGAACUGCUCCAUGAAGUUUGGCUCCUGGACCUAUGAUGGCAACAUGGUGGACCUGGUUCUGAUGGACGACCAGGUCGAUCGGAAGGACUUCUUUGAUAAUGGUGAAUGGGAAAUCCUGAGUGCCACUGGUGCCAGAGGGAACCGGAAGGACGGCUUGUAUUCAUACCCCUUCAUUACGUAUUCCUUCAUUCUGAAGAGGCUACCGCUGUUCUACACACUCUUCCUCAUCAUCCCUUGUUUGGGUUUGUCCUUUCUGACUGUCUUGGUGUUUUACCUCCCCUCAGAUGAGGGAGAGAAGUUGUCACUUUCUACCUCUGUCCUUGUGUCGCUGACUGUGUUCCUCCUGGUCAUAGAGGAGAUCAUCCCCUCCUCCUCCAAGGUGAUCCCGCUCAUUGGAGAAUACCUGCUCUUCAUCAUGAUAUUUGUCACACUCUCAAUCAUCGUCACUGUCUUCGUCAUCAACGUCCACCACCGCUCCUCAGCCACCUACCACCCCAUGUCGCCAUGGGUUCGUAAUCUCUUCCUCCAGAAACUGCCAAGGUUGCUCUGCAUGCGUGGACACAUUGACCGUUACCACUACCCAGAGCUGGCUCCUGAAAGCCCCGAGCUGAAGCCUCGCUCUGGAGGUCGGAAAGGAGGGCAGAAGAGUGGAGCCCACGGACAGGCGACUUCUGAGGGUAAGGAGGACGAAGCCUGGGCGACCAUGUUGGAGAAGGCCAUCUAUUCAGUACGGUACAUCAGCAGACACAUCCGCAAGGAGCACUUCAUCCACGAGGUGGUACAAGACUGGAAGUUUGUGGCCCAGGUAUUAGACAGGAUCUUCCUGUGGGCUUUCCUCACUGCCUCAGUACUGGGCACCAUCCUCAUCUUUACUCCAGCUCUGCAGAAGUUCAUGAAAAUCCCUCCUCAAACUGCAACUGAGGAUCCACCUUCAAACUAGAGGCAAUAACACACCCACUUUCACGGGCAACUGAUGAUCCACCUUCACAAAUAUGUAAAACAUUUCUUACCACAGAGCAAGAAGCUCCUACAGGUGCUUUAUAAAGGUGAACUUUGACUCUUUGACUUUCAUUUAGCUAUCUUCAUUUAGUUCUCUUCUCUAGAUCCACUGAAUAAAAUGUUUUGUAUGCCAUUAAGUCAGUAUGUGUACAAUUCUAUUUGAUUUUACUAUAAUGCCAUAAUGUUGUUUAUAGAAAAAUGAAACAAACGUAGAGAAACUUGCAGUUGAGCCUGUUUAUUGCCAGUCAUAAAAUUUCAAAUUCUUCAUAGUGGCUUUAAGUAGCAUGCAGUUGUUAGUACGCUAGAAUACACAUCCCGAUCAUAAUAGAAAACUAUUUAAGAUGAAACUAAAUGAAACUUUAAAAAUGUGUAAAAAGGAGUAAAAUAACCCAGACAACUUCAUUCAGCAUUAAGUUAAACUAUAAAAACAUACUCCAAAUUAUAUUAUUGGAUUGAUUAAUGUACUGAUGAUUUAAUACUGUUGAUUUCCUUAUUGAUUAGUCUUUCUAAUUGACAUUGCCUUUGACUUUGGUGUAUGUGGUGGAUUUAUUUUCUUUAAUUGUCUCACCUGGCUGCAAAAUAAAUUUCCUG